CAAGGUUAGUUCAGGCUAGCCUCCAGCUUUCAAUCCUCCUUCCCCAGACUCUGUGCUGGGAUUUUGGUCAUCCACCAUCACUCCCAGUGUUCUCUUCUUUUCUUUGCUUGUUUGAGACAGAGCUUUUCUGUGUAGCCGUAGCUGUCCCGGAACUCACUAUGUAGACCCAGCUGGCCUUGAACUCACAGAGCUCCAACCACCUCUUCCUCCUGAGUGCUUCCACAGCACACCUGCUGGUUUCCCUUUAGAAGGCUAAUCAGCUAAGCUAGCUGUUGUCUUGGAGUGCCUGUGGGUAAGGGUUCUGAGGGCUGUCCGUCAGUGGGCAGGCUUUCCUCCUAAUCUUUAGGGAGUUAGGGGUUGUCUAGACCAGCGUUCUCAGUCUGUGAGGCGAGACUCUUCUGGGGGUCAAACAACCCUUUCAUGGGUGUCAUCUAAGGCCAUUGGACAAGACAGAUAUUUACAUUACAAUUCAUAACAUUGGCAAAAUUACAGUUAUGAAGUAGCAACAGAAAUCAUUUUAUGGUUGGGGUCCCCACAACAUGAGGAGCUGUGUUAAAGGGUCGCAGUGUCAGGAAGGGUGAGAACCACUGCUCGAGACCACACUGUCUUUUCUUCAGUCACAUGCAGGCUUUUUUAACUUUUGGGGACAGUAGGCAGAGCAAUAUGGGGAUCUCAGUAAGUGGGCAAUUCAGGAAUCUGUUGGCACUUUCUUGUGGUGCCAUACUGGGGAAUAAAUCCAGGGUCUAACACAUGCUAAGUAAGUACUCUACUACUGAGCCAUAUCCUCAGCACACAUUCCCCCUCCCCCUUUUUUUAAAAUUUUGAGACAGAGUCUCAGUUGCCCAGGCUAGUCUUGAACUCGUCACCCUCCUGCUUCAGUGUCCUGGGCAACUGGGCUGACUGCUAGCCCCUCAUGGGGGCAGCAUGGAAGCGGUACUUCCCAUUUUGCUCAUCACUGCUCUGCCUGCAGGGCUUCUCAAGCAGGGCUGAGGAGCUUUCUGCUCUUUCCUGAUAUGUUGGAAGCGAAUUUCCGGUCCUGCUGCCCCAGGGGACCCAUCUUGUCAGAUUCCAGUGUUGUGGCUGGCACUGACUUCCAGGUCUCUAAGCUGGACUAUAGCACGUCCCCGGAUGUUUCUGGAGGCGUUGGGAAGGUGGUGGUGCUUCUCCUGGCUUGCUGUAUUGGGAGGACUGGGGUUCUGAGAGGGUGCAAGAGCCCGUUGGAGGCUGGGGAGCCUGGCUGGCUUUCAUCUGCACUUUCUGGGGUCCUCUGAGGGCUCCCUGGGAAGCCCUCUGUCUGGCCUUGUGGAAACUGAGGUGGCAGUGUGCCACCUUUCCCUGAGUGGCCCAGCUCUGGCCUAGGUUGGACACUGCUCCAUUGUACUGUGUAUUCUGAAGCAGCACUUGUCACAGCCUUUGACCCCCACAGUCUCUUCGAGUUCUUUCCCUCGGAGUCUGUGGGCAUAGGCCUGGCCGGGUGGCAGCUGCAGCUGUGGGCGGGUUGGUUCUUACAAGCCAGUGUUCAGAGUCCUGGUGCAGCCUGGCAGCAGUGUUUGGGAACUAGAGAGACUGGGAGCUUUCCACAAUAGCUGCCUUCUCGGCCAACCAGAGAGCCUUGUUGUAUGGGUCAGUAAGCUGGACUCACUGUUGGCAAGGGGGAGUGUUGGUCUCUCCAGGAGUGCUUUCUGGUGGUGGGAAGCCCCUGAGUCCCACACUCCAGAGCUGGGCUGCUCACACACCCAGCUGUCUGUUUAUAUGGAGUGCCUGGAGGGCGUCUGCCAUGAGUCUGUUGCUAACACCACUAACCAGGAGAGCUGGCUGGCUGGCGAGAAGACACUAACCCUGAGCUCUUGGCUGGAGGAAGUGGAGGGGCCGUGGGAUGUGGAGAGCCAAAAGCUAACUCCAGGACAGCAGAGCAGAGCACGCUGCCAGCGGACAGACGGUAGACGAGCCUGCACCUUCCUUCCAGAAUGACCAGUGCUGCCCCUGCUAAGAAACCGUACCGGAAGGCACCUCCAGAGCAUCGGGAGCUGCGUCUGGAGAUCCCUGUGUCCCCGCUCGAGCAAGAGGGGCCCCUGACUGACGCAGAGAGGAUGAAACUUCUGCAGCAGGAGAAUGAAGAGCUUCGCCGACGCCUGGCCUCAGCCACCAGACGCACUGAGGCCUUGGAGCGGGAGCUGGAAAUAGGACAAGACUGCCUGGAACUGGAGUUAGGCCAGAGCCGUGAGGAACUGGACAAAUUUAAAGACAAAUUCCGCAGGCUGCAGAACAGCUACACAGCUUCCCAGCGGACCAACCAGGAGCUCGAGGACAAGCUGCACACACUGGCCUCUCUUAGCCACAGCUGGAUUUUUGCAAUCAAGAAGGCUGAGAUGGAUAGAAAGACCCUGGACUGGGAGAUUGUGGAGCUGACUAACAAGCUGCUGGAUGCCAAGAAUACCAUCAAUAAGCUGGAGGAGCUCAAUGAGCGGUACCGGCUGGACUGCAACCUGGCUGUGCAGCUCCUCAAGUGCAACAAGUCCCACUUCCGGAACCACAAGCUUGCUGAUCUACCCUGUGAGCUGCAGGACAUGGUCAGGAAACAUCUGCGUAGUGGUCAGGAGGCCGCCAGCCCCAGCCCUUCUUCCAGCCUGGCCGCAGGGGCUGUGGUGCCUACCUCAGUCAUUGCCCGGGUGUUGGAGAAACCGGAGUCUCUCCUGCUCAAUUCAGCCCAGUCAGGCAGUGCUGGACGCCCCUUGGCUGAGGAUGUAUUCGUGCAUGUGGACAUGAGUGGGGAUGCUCCAGGUGACUCAGCCAGCCCCCCCGCCCCUGGCAGUCCCUCUCCACAACCCAAUGGGGAAUGCUGCUCUGUGAGUACUACAGGAGGCUCCCCAGAGGAGGAGCUGCCCCUGCCAGCCUUUGAGAAGUUGAGUCCCUACCCUACCCCAUCUCCACCACAUCCAUUGUAUCCUGGUCGGAAGGUAAUAGAGUUUUCUGAGGAUAAGAUUCGAAUUCCACGCAACAGCCCCCUACCCAACUGUACUUAUGCCACUCGGCAGGCCAUUUCCCUGAGCCUGGUGGAGGAGGGGAGUGAGCGGGUCCACCGCAGCCCAGUGCCUAGCAAUCCUGCCUCAGCCCAAGGCUCACCCCAUCACCACCCUAGUCCAGCCCCCUCAGCACUCAGUGCCCCAGCCAGCUCUGCCAGCUCUGAGGAGGACCUGCUGGCCAGCUGGCAGCGUGCAUUUGUGGACCGCACCCCGCCUCCCGCUGCUGUGGUCCAGCGCACAGCCUUUGGGCGGGAUGCACUUCCUGAGCUACAGCUCCAUUUCUCGCCGAGCCCCGCGGAGGCCCUGCCACCGUCCCCACACCGUGAGAGUGGACUGCUGCUACCAACAGAGCCUGACUCUGCCUUUCCCAGGGAGGAGGAAGAGGACAUGCUGAAUCUGCCUGUCAGCCCUGAGGAAGAGCGCCAGAGCCUGCUGCCUGGUAAUGAGGGUGCAGAGGAUGGACCUCACACUUCCCACAUUGAUGGCAGGGCCUGGCCACUCCGCAGUUCCAGCCGCCCUCAGCGCAGCCCCAAGAGGAUGGGGGUGCACCACCUGCACCGCAAGGACAGCCUGACGCAGGCGCAGGAACAGGGCACCCUGCUCAGCUAAGCCCACUGCCUCCCUGCCACCACCUCUUGGGGCUGCAUGCGGCUGACUCCUGAACUCUCCUCAGACCUGGGUAGCUCUGUGUCCUAUGUGAAUGGGGCCCACACCAAAUCUUGCAGCUGCAUUGGCACCGAUUGGUGCCAGCUUGCCUCCUGAGACUUUCUUUUCCUCUUGGAAUACUUAUUCUCCAAAGGUAGUAAGUCAUUUGAGUCCCAAGUCAGUCCAGGAGUUAUCACGGGGAGGCGCCCGGCUUCCAGUGUUCUUUUUCCAUUCUCCUUUCCUAUCCAGGAGCUUUGGUUGUCGGGGGCAGUAUCAUUGAUGCUACUGACCUCCGAGUACUCUUUUCCUCUGCAUGAGCUACUCUUUGGCCUGGCCCAGCUGGACCUAGGGACAAGGGUGGACUCACUCAGGGCUCUCCUCAGCUGUUCCCACCGUCCCUUCCAGAGAGAGGGUGGGACUUUAGGGGCCUCAAGCUAGGCUCCAGGUGAGGCCUGGCCCCCUCUUAACCUUGGCUCUAGACUGUUACUCCCAGAUUGGGGAAAUUUUCACAUUAAUGACUGUUUUAAAAUCAAAUAAAACUUAUUUUAUAGGUA
Molecule: messenger RNA, 4222 nt
Organism: Peromyscus californicus insignis
Lineage: Eukaryota; Metazoa; Chordata; Mammalia; Rodentia; Cricetidae
Gene: Tjap1
Product: tight junction associated protein 1
Exons: 11
Coding region: 1968-3632 (554 amino acids)
Biological process (GO): Golgi organization
Cellular component (GO): trans-Golgi network
Source: RefSeq, a predicted model, not a curated record